CUAUUUAAAUUCUUGGAAAAAAUAAAAUAAAAAAUAUUCUCCGAGAUCUUCCGUUCUUCCCCUUCCCUCGGUCGCAAGCAUGCUCCGAUCGCUGACCGCUAGGAGAUCACCGGAAGAACGACGCCUCCCUCCGCCGCGCAGAUCGUCGGUGGAGUACGAUGAGCUCCCGACGUGCCACCCCAAUUCCGACAUCGGGAAGAAGACCGCCGUACGGAUGAGGUGCGCCGAGAACGCGGUCCACGUCAUCCCCGUCGUCGUCGCCCUCUGCGCCAUCGUGCUAUGGUUCUUCUCCGAGUCCGCCCCGCUGCCCUCCCUCUCCGAUCCGCAAGCCACCUUCUCGUUCUGAAAGCUCCAGGCAUCUUUGAUUUGGAUUCGUAAGAUUCAUCAUUUCCCUCCUCCUUUUUCAGUUGAUCUUUGUAUUUGGAUGAAGUAUGGAAUUUGAAAUCAAUAGAAAUUUUGAAGAAGAAGUAUAUUUUACCUUA
Zingiber officinale is the source of this 482-nucleotide messenger RNA. RefSeq lists its product as uncharacterized. Lineage: Eukaryota; Viridiplantae; Streptophyta; Magnoliopsida; Zingiberales; Zingiberaceae. The transcript has a single exon. Bases 80 to 346 code for a protein of 88 amino acids. The record is from RefSeq and is a predicted model, not a curated record.